Magnolia sinica is the source of this 2213-nucleotide messenger RNA. Its product is annotated as protein PEP-RELATED DEVELOPMENT ARRESTED 1, chloroplastic. NCBI's taxonomy places the organism in Eukaryota, Viridiplantae, Streptophyta, Magnoliopsida, Magnoliales, Magnoliaceae. Gene Ontology annotation, cellular component: chloroplast nucleoid. The transcript is spliced from 10 exons. The coding region runs from base 29 to 1282 and encodes 417 amino acids. Gene Ontology annotation, biological process: regulation of DNA-templated transcription. The record is from RefSeq and is a predicted model, not a curated record.
UCUAUCCGAGACAUAUUCCAGAAAGAAGAUGUCGGGAACGUUUCUCUUCUUCCCCUCCACCACUCCAUCUUCUUCUCCUCUCUUUUCUAAGAAGAAGCCAAUCUCAGCCGUCCAUUCUACCACUACCUUCCUUCCCUUUCAUCACCACCAUCAUCAUCAGCUGAAGCAGCAUCGACUUGUAGCGAAGAAGGAGAAGGAGGAGGAGCAGAGGUCCGUUGCAUUCUGCAGUUCGAGCUAUGAAGUCGGUGGAGGUUUCACGGACGGUGAGGAUUUCGCCACGGCAGCAUCAGCUCUAGGUCGUUUCUAUGAAGAAGAAGAAGGAGAGGAGAAAUGGGAAUCUUCCAGAUACGAAGCGCUUCUCAAAGGCGGCGAGCAGGUUGCUUCUCUCCUCCAGGAGAUGGUCGAUUUGUUGGAGGAUAUGAACAUGGAUGAAACAUCAGAGGCAGCGGCAGUGGAGUUAGUUGCCCAAGGAGUGAUUGGGAAGAGAGUUGAUCAGAUGGAGUCUGGAUUUAUGAUGGCUCUUGAUUACAUGAUCCAGCUUGCCGAAAAGGACAAUGAUGACCAGCGCAAGUCACUGUUGGAGGUGAUCAAGGAGACUGUAUUGUCCCAUCUUACCAAAAAGUGCCCCCCACAUGUUCAAGUGAUUGGUCUGCUUUGUCGAACUCCUGAAAAAGAAAGCAGACAUGAAUUGUUGCGCCGAGUAGCUGCAGGUGGUGGUGUAUUUACUGGUGAGAAGGGUGCAAAGGUUCAACUUCCAGGGGCAAAUCUGAAUGAUAUUGCUAACCAGGCAGAUGAUCUACUGGAGACAAUGGAAGCUAGGCCAUCAAUUCCAGAUCGGAAGCUGCUCGCGAGGCUUGUUUUAAUCAGGGAGGAAGCCCGGAACAUGAUGGGUGGUGGAAUAUUGGACGAAAGAAAUGACCGGGGUCUGAGUACGCUCCCAGAAGCAGAGGUGAACUUUCUAACCAAGCUGGUUGCUUUGAAACCUGGAAGAACUGUCCAAGAGAUGAUAAGCAAUGUAAUGCAAGGAAAAGAUGAAGGUGCGGACAGCUCUGGCAAGGAUGAGGAAGAUAUUGCUGCCAGGCGACGGACAUCAAGUGGAAUUGCAGGCAGGGCCAGUGUCACGGACCGUAAACCACGUCCUGUACGCCCCGGGAUGUUCCUUGAGACAGUUUCCAAGGUAUUGGGUGGCAUCUAUGCUGGAAAUGUAUCUGGCAUUACAGCACAGCAUCUAGAAUGGGUUCAUCAGAAGACUCUCCAAGUUCUGCAAGAAAUAGCUUUUUAACCAUGCUUGAAGACAUUCUCUUGCCGUGUCCCAUUAAGACUGUCUUCUUGCCAACUCCUCCACACAUGAACAAACCAAAAACAGGCGUCGUUUUUUCUCACCGUAUGAAGAGGUUAGUGGUUGGCCACAAGAUUUGUAAAUUUGUGUAUUACAACUGUUCAAAAUCUCAACUUUCAAACAUUUAGAACGGUCUUAUAUAAUUAAAUCUAUAUAUGCACAUGAAAGAAAAAGAGAGAAAAGAGGAGUAUUUCCAUUGGAGUCGAGUUUUUUUUUUUGUUUUUUUCCCCUUCAUAUUCAUUGCUAGAGAACUAGUCAUGUGCCAAAGGUUUUAUUUAUUUAUUUUUUACACCCACCCACUUGCACACACUCCACAUGGGCACUCAAACCCAUGACAACAGUGUUGAAAUGCAGUGCAUCUACCACUGGGCCAUGCAUCAAGACCUGUGUGCCAAAGGUUUUUGGGUCGUCUGAAGCACUGCAUGAUGCGGCCUCCACCAUGAAUGAAGAUGGGGAAAAUGAGGCCAGUCCACUCAUCAGGUCUCUCUCUCUCUCUCUCUCUCUCUCUCUCUCUCUCACACACACACACACACACAAGCACACUAGUGUUUGAAUGUCUUGAACUUGUGAUGUGGGCGAGAUUGAUCAUCAUCAUGAGGGAAGGCAAAGUUCUGUACCGGACAGUCUGUUCAGGGUGGACAGCCUAUCCCUGAUUUGUCUCCCCAUUUUAUGCAGGGGAACGAAGACAAAUGAGGAUUCCUUAUCCCCAAUACUAUACUUCUUUAAGGAUAGCAUGUUGGAGGGAAGAAGUUUAAAAGUUUUUUAAGUGUUCCCAUUUUGGUAUUUGUUGGAACAUGAUAUUCUGUACACAUCGCUACAUUUUCUUCUAAGUUAAUAGUUUCAAUGCCCCACAUGUGCCACCAUCAAUUUUCAA